Pocillopora damicornis (cauliflower coral) is the source of this 2489-nucleotide messenger RNA. RefSeq names its product E3 ubiquitin-protein ligase TRIM45-like. Lineage: Eukaryota; Metazoa; Cnidaria; Anthozoa; Scleractinia; Pocilloporidae. Gene Ontology annotation, molecular function: zinc ion binding; protein binding. The record is from RefSeq and is a predicted model, not a curated record.
UAAUUAUUCAAAACUCUGAUAGAUAUAUGCACAAAAACAUCGGGUAGAAUGACUUAUUUGCCUGUUGUGAAUUUUCCGAGAAAGCGAUUCGGUUAAGUACACAUUCCUCGAAAAACUGUCAGGCAAUGAUCUUUUGUUAAUACGGGUACCAGUCGAAGAGCCAGUUUAUCCAUGGAUGUUCAACAACUGUUUAAAAGCCUCAGGAAGGAAGCUGAAUGUCCUCUGUGCUUAGAGACAGUCAAAGAUCCCAAGAAUCUGCCAUGUUUACACUCAUUCUGUUUGGUAUGCCUCGACAAAAACGCAAACUACGCAAGAAGACAGCUUCAGACAGCAAUCAAAUGUCCGGUUUGUCAGGCUAGUUUUCAAAUCUCUGAAGAAGACACAUUUAGCGGCCUUCCCGCGUCUUUUCAUCUCAACCGACUGGUGGAUCUCCUCGCUCUAACGGAUGGUGGAACAGAGUCCCAACAAUGCGGCAACUGUGAAGAAAACAACCCUACAACUCACUAUUGUUUUGAGUGUCAGAGCUUACUCUGUCGAGCUUGUUUCGAAGCACAUCAACGCAUCAAAGUCACAAGAGGUCACAAAAAUAUCUCUGUCGAGAAUUUUCAAGCAGACGAUGUCGAAAAGUUGAUUCGUAGACCAGUCAUGUGUUCAGAGAAAUAUCAUCAAGAUCAAGCACUUGAAUAUUAUUGUCAAGAUUGUAACGUUUGCACCUGCAUAAAGUGCAGUGUUUUAAGUCAUAAUGGACACACAAUGGUUGAUAUGCAGGAAGUUGCAGAUAAACAAAAGAUGCAAAUAGAUGAGGUUUUGAAGAAAAUGAAAGCGGAGGUUGUUAUUUUUGAAAAUGAAAUGAAGAAUCAAACAGAAUUAAUGAACAAAAACAAAACACAAAUAUCGGCUGCAAGAGAGAAGAUGAACGAAACUGUGGACGAUCGUAUUCGCUUAUUAAAGGAGUAUAAAGCGAUAAUGAACGCUAAGUUCGACGAAAUUAAUCAAGCACAUCAAAAAGCUCACGCAACACAUUUGGAAAACUUCCAGCUCGCUGUUGCACAGUUGAAAAAUUAUUUGGAACAGGGGGAGAAUAUCUUGAAGAGGAAUAUCAAUGCUGAAAUUCUGCAAACGAAGCCAAUGAUUAUUGGACGCUGCGAGGACCUUUUGAAUGCGAAAAAGCCUGAUAUAUACAAACCACCUCGUGUUCAUUACGCAGUAGAGCAGAAAUUUGAUAUUUGGGAUCGAGUUGUUGUGAGUCAUACGGAUCCCUCAUCGACACUUGUCAAAGGUCUUUGUGAGAAGGUAGAAGAACAGAAUGAGACAUAUUUUACUAUUAUCACGAGGGAUUUAGAGGAAAGACAGAGUUAUAAUGAUGAUGACAUAAACUGUGAAAUUCGCACUUCAACAGGGGAUAGCUUAAGAAAGGAUCUUAAGAUUGAAGACGCGGAAGAUGGUAGUUAUACAAUUAAAUACACACCAGAUCAUAUUGGAUUAUAUGACGUAAAAAUUGAAAUAAAUGGACAGCCGCUGGAUGGAAGUCCGUGGACUGUUCAGGUCAUUCCUCAUCAGUAUCAGUUGAAGUUCAGCUUUGGUUCAUGUGGCAACAGAGCAGGGAAUUUUAAUUAUCCUUGCGGUGUUGCUGUGAGUGAGAAAACAGGAACUAUAGCCAUUUCUGAUUAUUCGAAUAAUAGAAUUCAGCUGUUUAGCUCCAACUGGAACUACCUUAAUGAAAUACGACUGGGGUCUUCAUGCUCGUCUGUAAGCUUUACUGAGUCCGAUCAAAUUAUUUCCGCUACCCCUCAUGAUGUUAAUAAGAUUUGUCUCUUUGCUAAAGACGGCAAGUUUGUCCAGCACAUCAACAGUAAGCACUUGCAGUGUCCUUCUCACAUAUCCAUCGGAAAAGAUGAUUCCAUUACCAGUAGUGAUCCGAUAAACCAUGUCUUCGAGGUCAUCUCCCCCGACGGGACAAAAUUACUAAAACGCUUCCGUGCCUCAGAACAUCAUGAUUCAAUAAAGUGCGCAAUCUACCACGAGCAGAAAUUCUUUGUCUCUGAUUGUAAGGCUCACCGUGUUGGUGUUUAUGACGAGGACGGAAUAUUGCUGUAUGAUAUUGGCAGCAAGGAGUCUGGCGACGGACAUCUUGCUCACCCCAGUGGACUAGCAAUUGACACAUUCAACAAUUUGCUCGUCUGUGAUGUUGGGAAAAGUUCAGUUCAGGUAUUCACACGAGACGGAAAGUUUGUGUCGAUGUUUGGACUGUCUUCAUUUGCACCGAAUUAUGUUGCGGUGUCUAAAAAUGGAGAUGUUUUUGUAACUGACCAUGUGAACCACUGUGUUCAUGUCUUUCACUAAGUAAAGGUUGUAACGGAGUUAAAAGUUUUUAUGGUUAGUCCUCCAGUUUUCAUUUUACGCGACAAGUGUUAUGUCACUUGUCAUUAUUAGCUGUCUCGUAUUUUUUUCUUGUAUAUUAUUAAUACGUAAUCACAUGAUUUUUCUCG